Messenger RNA from Tetrapisispora phaffii CBS 4417, 2271 nucleotides. RefSeq names its product Elg1p (gene ELG1). Bases 1 to 2271 code for a protein of 756 amino acids. The transcript has a single exon. NCBI's taxonomy places the organism in Eukaryota, Fungi, Ascomycota, Saccharomycetes, Saccharomycetales, Saccharomycetaceae. The record is from RefSeq and is a predicted model, not a curated record. Gene Ontology annotation, cellular component: nucleus. Gene Ontology annotation, molecular function: DNA binding.
AUGAAACAAAAAAGUAUAAAAGAUAUUCUAAAUGGUCAGAAUAGCAACAAGUCAAAUGCCAGAUCCAAUGUCAUCGCUCCUGUAGAAAAUGAUGAAGUAAUAUUAGAUAUUUCAGGAGUUAAUGAAGGUUCACCAUCUACAAUAGAACCAAUUACUGUACCGUCAUCACAAUCCUCGUCGUUGCCAAAAGGCGGUCAGUUCAUAUCAAUUCAAAAUGAAAUGGAUAAAGAUAAACCUAUGAUUUCAGCAAAGAAUUUUUUGAUACGAAAUAGUAAAACACUUAGCAAAGGAAGCAAAAAAAAUAGUAGACAAAAGAAAAUUAUAAAUCCAGAGACAAUUGUAAUAUCGUUAGAUAAUGAAAAUGGAAUAGAUGAUGACUAUUUGGAAAAUGAUGCAGUGAUGAAGAUGAAUAAAGUUAACAAUAAAUUUGAACAAUUAACAAAACCGAAUAUAAGCAUUACUCCUAUAAGUAAUUUCAAAACUACAAAACUCAAAGAUUUAUUUGGUAAGGUACAAAAAAAUGGAAAGGCUUCCUUUCAGAACGCCAGCACCUUAAAUCGUAAAAAUGAGAUUUCAAAACUGAAAGACUUGGUGGCACCCUGGCCACAGAAACAAUUAUAUCAGCCCAAUGAUGCUGAUCAAUAUACAAGUAUUGAGGAAGGGAAGUAUGAAAAUGUUUUGCUAACAAAAAAGAAAACAAAAACCCCAAAUCUAGAAAUAUCUGAAGAAGAUUAUAAAUAUUUAAACCGUAACACUAUAACUAAUAACUCGGAUUGUAACAUGUUGCAUAAGAAACUUAAUCUCUUUGGAACGUCUGCAUUAGAUUCAAGUUUUUUGAAAAAUCACCAUUCCCUAUUAAUAGAUUAUUUUGAACCUAAAGAGCUAAAACAUGUUCUAUUAGAACCAACCUUGAAGUCGUCUGUAAAUAACUGCAUAUUAGAAUCAUUUGAGAAGUUGAAGAAAAUGACAACUAGGAAUCAACUUUUACAAAAGAAAAAUUAUACAAAAGAGAUAGAUUAUGAUGAUUUCAAUAAUUUUAUUGUCUAUGAUGAUGAUCUAAAUGUCUCAAAAGAUUACGAAACAUUUAGUGGCGGUAACUCAAAUGAAAACGAAGAAUUUGUACCAUUAAUAGUUCUUUAUGGUAACGCUGUCGGAAAGAACACUUUAUUGAAGGUUAUAAUGGAUGCUUUACAGGGGCAGAUAUAUGAACUAAAUACAUCAACGAAUAGAAGUAAAAAAAAUAUUUUAGAGAGUCUGUUGGAAUUUUCAACAACACAUUAUGUUAAAGGUAAAAAUUCUAAAGGUUUAAUUCUUUUAGAUGAUAUAGAUGUUCUUUUUAAAGAACAUGAUAAAUUUUUUUGGUAUGCAGUUGAGAGGCUUUUACUUAGUGCAAGAAAACCUGUGGUUUUGACUUGCCGCGAUAUUAACUACAUACCGUCUAAUUUAUUACAAAUUGCAAUAAACCAAGACACCUGUUUUGAAGCGAAGAGAAUUUCUCCUAAAUCUGUUGUGUCGUUCUUACAAUACUAUAUGAAAAAGAUCAAUACAGAAAUCAAUCCAGAGGCAUUGCGGUGCAUUGUAGAAAUAAACCAAAACGAUAUUAGAAAAUCACUGUUGGAUUUGCAAUUUCUUCUUUUACCGCCCCAUACCUAUACUUUCAAAACUCCAAAAGAAUUAAAUGAACACCAUGUCUCAGAUCUUAAAGAAUUAUCAGAUUAUUUAGAAAUAUUGAGCUAUGCUGAUGUCAUUGAUAACUGCAUAAAAUUUAAAUCGUUAAUAAACGAUGAUAAAUAUCAUACAUUGAAUACCCCCUCUGCUAUUUUAAAGUGUAGAGAUAGCACUGAUGAAAUAAAAUUGCAAAAUGAUUACUUAAUUGACUAUAAAUUAUAUUUGGACGAUGAACUACAUAGGAAACAAUUACCAUUUGAGUUAAAUAUUUCUAAAUAUCUAGAGAAUAAAACUAAUGAGGUGAGUGGAAUUGAAAGGAACAAAAACUUAUCUAAAAUUGCUUUAGUUAAAGAAAAAAAUCAUAAACGAAUUACAAAUUCAAACGUUGUUUUUUUAAGUAGCAGGAUUUCCAAAAGAAACACCCAAAACGUAACAGCCAGGAAAACCAGAAACUCCUCAAAAAAGUUCUUUGAACUCAUCGAAAACUUUUCAACAACUGAUGAAACUGAUGAGAUGAUUGACUUUGAUUUUUCAUUAAACAACCAGAGUAAUUUGGACACUUACGUUAAUCCGUACGUAUUCAAAAUAGCAGAAUUUGAAUAA